This is a messenger RNA of Raphanus sativus (radish), 1512 nucleotides long. Its product is annotated as putative terpenoid synthase 7. The annotation marks the transcript as partial. The transcript is spliced from 6 exons. Gene Ontology annotation, molecular function: terpene synthase activity; magnesium ion binding. The record is from RefSeq and is a predicted model, not a curated record. Lineage: Eukaryota; Viridiplantae; Streptophyta; Magnoliopsida; Brassicales; Brassicaceae. Gene Ontology annotation, biological process: diterpenoid biosynthetic process.
GUGAAUAUGGAAGCCAUCAAAAGUUUUGGACCUAAACUUGGAUCCCAACUCUCUCUUCGUUCUCGUACCAAUUUAACUUAUGGAAGCAAACUACCUCGCUUUCCGCUGACAUCUUAUCCUGAUAAGUUUCUUCGUCUGAAGGCAGCUGCUUCUCUGACUUGCGAUGAUCAGGAACCUAAACUCACAUUUAAGAAGUUGCCACCUUCUGAAUGGGGACAUUACUUCCUCAAUGUUCCCGUCGAUGUCUCAGAAAUGAAUGAGCUAGGAAGAGAGAUUGAGACACUGAAGCCAAAAGUGAGAGAAAUCUUAAUGUCUCAUUCCCAAGGCAUAGACAAGUCCAAGACUAGAAUUAUUUUUAUAUAUUUGCUUGUAAGUCUUGGUCUGUCUUAUCUUUUUGAAGAUGAAAUCGACAAGAUUCUUGAACAUGAUUUCCAAAAGGUAGACGAUAUGAUGACUGAUGAAGAUGAUUUGUACAAAGUUUCCAUCAUUUGUUGGGUUUUCAGAACAUACGGUCACAACAUGUCAUCCGAUGUGUUCAAGAGAUUUCAAGGGAACAAUGGCAAGUUCAAGGCUUCCCUUGUUAGCACUGUGAAAGGUAUGAUUAGUUUGUAUGAAGCCGCACACUUGAGGACAACAACAGAUUACAUUCUCGACGAAGCAUUGAGCUUUACCUCAAACCACUUGGAGUCUUUAGUUGCACGUGGGAGUCUCCCGUCUCAUAUCUCAAGGCAUAUUCAAAGUACUCUAGAUAUAUCCCAGCACCGGAACUUAGAGAUUUUAGUAGCACUGGAGUUUAUCCAAUUCUACGAACAAGAAGAUGACCACGACGAGAUGCUACUCAAGUUAUCAAGAAUCAAUUUGAAGUUCCUACAGCUCCAAUACCUUCAAGAAAUCAAAAUCCUUACAAAGUGGUACAAGGACCUAGACUUUGCAUCCAACUUGCCACCGUACUUCAGAGACAGACUCGUGGAAAUGUAUCUCUAUACACCAGGGUACUACAUUGAGCCACAGUCCUCACGUGCGAGAAUUAUGUUGACUAAGUUCUAUGCUGUUGUAACACUUGCUGAUGAUACGUGCGAUAGAUAUGCAUCUAUUCCUGACGCUGAGAGCCUUGCCAACAGCUUGGAAAGAUGGGUUCUUGAUGAUGUCACGGACAAACAACCAGAUUAUUUGAAAUUCGUACUUAAAUUUAUAUUAGAAACCUUCAAAGAAUUUGAAAGGGAAUUUGAGUCUUACAGCGUGAAAGCUACAAUAGAAGAGUUUAAGACACUUGCGGCUUCAAAUCUAAACCAUGCGAAAUGGGCACAGACGGGUCAUGUGCCUACCUUUGAGGAGUACAUGGAGAUUGGUGAGGUUGAGAUUGCUGUAUAUUCAAGUAUGGCAGCUGUUUUUAUGUGUAUGGAACAGACCAUUCCUACUCAUGAAGCUUAUGAGUGGCUCAAAACAAGACCAAAAUUCUUUCGAUCAUUUGCCAUAAAAGCCCGUUUAAUGAACGACAUGGCCGGCUUCAAG